AUGGCCACCCAGGAGUCCCCAGAGGCACCCAGCGUCAUCAUAGACACGCAACCCCUUCUUCCAGACUUGCGUCUUAUCUCUAGAGGCAAAGUCCGCGACCUUUAUGAGACAUCGAACCCAGAUGCUAUCCUCUUCGUUGCCUCCGAUCGAAUCAGCGCUCACGAUAUUGUCAUGAGAAACGGCAUACCUGGAAAAGGGAAGAUUCUGACGAGAAUCUCGCUUUUUUGGUUAAAUUUCUUCGACGAAUAUGUAUCCACCCACCUUAUUACAGCCGAUGUCGAUGAGAUGCCGGAGGAGGUGCGCAAGUACAAGGAUAUCCUCCAAGAACGAUCCAUGCUUGUGAGGAAGGCUGAAGUUUUACCGAUCGAGGCAAUUGUAAGAGGCUAUCUCACUGGUUCAGCAGCCGUGGAAUACCAAAAGUCAAGAACUGUGCACGGUAUCGAACUACCCCAAGGCCUCCGAGAGUCAGAGAAGCUUCCCCAGACCUUGUUCACACCUUCUACCAAGGGCGCUCCCGGAAUGCACGAUGAGAAUAUACACCCAAAUAAAGGUUCGUACCCAAUCCUUCCGAUGUCCCUGUGCCCGCAUCAAAGCGGCCUCUCAUCACCUGCCCUCAUGUUAUUUCUUCGUGUGCCCCUUGCCUCUUUGCAACCAAAACACACAUAUCCAGCUGCCGACCUGUUAGGUAGUCCGGUGGCAGGGCGUGUUGCCCGCUUGUCUGUCGAGUUGUACACCCGUGCUGCCCAGCGUCUGAAGCAGCGCGACGUCAUUCUGGCGGAUACCAAAUUCGAGUUCGGUUUUGUGCGAUCCAUUCCGUCGUCCCCUUCAUCCCCUUCUUCACCCAUCUCUUCUGAUUCCUUCGACGACGACCCGUUCAGAGAUAAAGAACUCGUCCUUGUCGACGAGGCUGUCACUCCUGAUUCGUCUAGGUACUGGCCUCUGGAAAGUUUCAAGGUUGGACAACAGCAGCCCAGCUUCGACAAGCAGUUCCUGCGAGACUGGCUGAUUAGCCAGGGCUACAAGAAAGGAUUGGAAGGAGGCCCUGAUGGACAGGGGUGGACCAUGAGUCCCGAAGUUGUUGAAGAGACUGCACAGAGAUACAGAGAGGCGGAGAGGCGAGUCCUGAGUCGAUAG
This is a messenger RNA of Cantharellus anzutake, 1134 nucleotides long. RefSeq lists its product as uncharacterized. The transcript has 3 exons. Gene Ontology annotation, cellular component: cytoplasm. Gene Ontology annotation, molecular function: phosphoribosylaminoimidazolesuccinocarboxamide synthase activity. Bases 1 to 1134 code for a protein of 377 amino acids. NCBI's taxonomy places the organism in Eukaryota, Fungi, Basidiomycota, Agaricomycetes, Cantharellales, Hydnaceae. Gene Ontology annotation, biological process: 'de novo' IMP biosynthetic process. The record is from RefSeq and is a predicted model, not a curated record.